UACCCGGAGAGCCACGGGAUCAUAGGGAAUUACAUCUACGACAUGGAGGCGUCGAAGGUCUUUUCCUUAUACGACCUCGAGGGCGUGAAGGACCCUGCCUGGUGGAGCGACGCUGAGCCCUUCUGGAUCACGGCGACGAAGAGCAGCCUCCAGACAGCCCUCUUCCUUUGGUCCAGGUGCGACGUGCCUUGGGAUGGCGACGUCCUCCCAAGCCACUGCGACCCCUUCAGGUUUACUGCCCCCAACACAGACAACAUGGUCAGGAACUUUCGCCAGGCCGUGGACAUGAUCCAGAACCAGGGCUAUUCUCUCGCGAUGGUCUACGACGGCAUUAUAGACACCCAAGGCCACUACUUCGGUCCUGUGUCGUCGGAGGUCGCAGCGGCAGUCAGGGAAACGGACACCGCUCUGCAGCAGCUCUGGAAGGACCUUUCCGAUCGAGACAUGAUAGACGAAGUUAACGUGGUGUUAGUCAGCGAUCACGGCAUGACUUGGACGGGGCAGCGGAUGUUGCAGGAGCUGGAUGUGGUUGCCUGUCUGGAUGAGUCUCAGGUGGUUAAGGUGGUUGAGUAUGGUGGAUACAUCAGCAUCCAACCACGAGCUGGCUAUGCUGAGGAGGUGACGGAGAGCUUGCGCAGGUGUCCGACCGUGGGCGAAAACGUGAACGUGUUCCUCAAGGAAGAUGUCCCUGAGGCUUUCCACUACAGGGCACAUCGCCUCAUACUGGAAAUUGUCGUUAUUGCGAAGGAGGGGUACAUGAUCCGGCCGCCCCAGACCACCUACUCAGUGCCCGAGACCGCGGGAUCCUACGAAGGGAAUCACGGCUUCGACAACACCAAUGGCCGCAACCCUGACAUGCGCGCUGUACUCUACGCUGUCGGUCCAUACUUUGCUCAGGGAGUCCGAGCCGGCGUGGUGGAGCAGGUUGACGUGUACAACCUGCUGUGCCGAAGCCUCCAGCUCCAGUGCCACGCCAACAAUGGCACCUUGGCCCACGUGGAGCCGUUCUUCCGACCUGGAAUCCCCCUGGAGAGCGGCACUUCCUUCAAGCACAUGGGAACUCUGGGCGCUCUGAUGCUCGCUGUUUCCGCGCUGAUCUUCCUUUGA
Messenger RNA from Penaeus indicus, 1107 nucleotides. RefSeq names its product glycerophosphocholine cholinephosphodiesterase ENPP6-like. NCBI's taxonomy places the organism in Eukaryota, Metazoa, Arthropoda, Malacostraca, Decapoda, Penaeidae. The record is from RefSeq and is a predicted model, not a curated record. Bases 43 to 1107 code for a protein of 354 amino acids. The transcript has 7 exons.